CCCAUCGCUUGGAGGACACGAGUGCCCGCAGACGCAUUUCUCUCCAGAGCCCCCUCUCCUCCCUCUUUCACUCUGUCUCACCCUGUCCAACUCUCUUCAUCUCCCUCCGACUCUCCCCUUUUACACACACACACACACACACACAUGCAUACACACACACAGUAUUGUCAACAAAGCUGGGAAACGAGGGACGCUGGGGGAUUAAAGAUCCACAGAGGAGGACAGGGACAUCUCCAUUAGUUUACCUGGAUGCUUGCCUCCAAACAGAGUGGAGGAGGCAGAGAGGAGCUGAGGUAAACAGGGACGAACACUCACACUCGCAGGACGGGACUCCUUCGUUUCCCUUCAUGGUGGUUUGGAUGCUCGUAGUAUGUAUGAGAAGUUAACCAUGCUGAACCUGCAGAGCGGCUCAAACUGGAGCGGGCCUAACAACUGGUACCAUGAUCCCACAGGCGUGCAGACGCAGCACAGCGCAGUGUCUGAGGGUUGCAUGCUGGACACAGAGGGCAGCAUGGGGGGAGAAGCAGGAGGAGGAGGAUCAGGCAGAGGAGGAGUCCCCGUGGAGCGGGAUGAAGGCGAGGAGUCUCAGUUGAGGCUGCAGCUGAAGAGAAAGCUGCAGAGGAACAGGACCAGCUUCACCCAGGAGCAGAUUGAGGCUCUGGAGAAAGAGUUUGAAAGGACGCAUUAUCCAGAUGUUUUUGCGAGGGAGAGAUUAGCAAACAAGAUCGAUUUACCUGAGGCCAGGAUACAGGUGUGGUUUUCCAACCGAAGAGCCAAGUGGAGGAGGGAGGAGAAGCUGCGCAAUCAGAGGAGGUCAGGCGGCGUCUCCUCCUGCUCUCAGAGCCAGGCCCCGCUGAGCACCUCCUUCAACACAUCUGUGUAUCAUCAGCAGCAUGGCAGCAGCUCAGGGUCCAUGUUGAGUCAGGCUGAGUCGUCCCUGCCCAGCUACAGCUCGCUGUCUGUGUUCUCAUCCGGAGUCCAGUCAAUUCCUCCCCAGUCGGCCUCUUCAUACUCCUGCAUGUUACCUCCAUCACCUUCUGCCCCGCGCAGUUUUGAUUCGUCGGCGUACUCCUCUCCUCACCUGCAGACUCCGCCCUCAGCCAGCUCCAACACAGGGCUCAUAUCGCCCGGGGUUUCGGUGCCCGUCCAGGUUCCAGGAACAGAGCCUCAGAGCAUGGGUCAGAGCCUGGGUCAGUACUGGGCCAGACUACAGUGAGCUCUGGAACGAUGGGAGAAGAGAAGACAGAGGGGACAAGGAAAAGUGGAAGAGAUUGGUUUUAAGGAAGCACAGGCCGUGUUGGGUUGCAUUAAAUGUUUACAAAAUCAGACAAAAGCAACUUUGGUUGCACUAAAUGGUACUCUGGACAGGCUGGUUUCAUCUUGGAUUUCACAGUUUCUGGAAUAAAAUAAUCAACUUAGUUCAAAUCAGGAGACAGAUGAAGACUGGAUUUACUUUUCUGUCUGUGCAGAAACAGAAAGUGAAGGUUUUCAUUAAUUAGUUGUUAUUAUUUGACCAAACAUUUCUGUUUCUUUUUGUUUACAUUAAUGACCAAAAGCAAAAAACCCUCAGGUGUAGCUGGAAGCUCCAAAAAUCAAAUUAUACCUUUUUAGAUUUUAAAAUCUUCACAAAGCUUCUAAUUGUGAGUAUAUGUAUCUUCCACAUUGUCUUAAAGGAAGUAACUCAAACUCUGAGUUAAAUCUGGGAUCUGAAUCAUCGCUUUGCCACAGAAACUGGGACGAGUCAUCCCAAUAGCCAGCGGAUGUCGAGUGUAUUGUGAAGUGUAACCUCAGUUUCUUGUUACUUGAGCAGCUUUAUGACAUUACAAUAGCUAGUUUGAUUCCCUGAACAACUGUGAAGAUUUUAAAGUUACUUGUGACAAUCACUUGUACUAAAAUGUAUCAUCAGGUGUGUAAAUCCUGCCUCUCCUGACAGCGCCGAAACCACAUAUUUUUGUACAGACGUCUGUGUAUGAAGAGGGAGACUGUGGGAGAUUGUUUAUUGUGAUUAGAGGGAAGAAUGUAGCAUGAUGCAGGCUCCAGUCGUCCUCAAAACGCAGGUUUCAUUAGUCUGAAUCCAGAAAGUGGACUUUUUAUAACCAGCAAUCACACCAAUCAUGAUUUAUUUCUUCAGUAUUUUCUAAAAAUAUGAACAAAACAUCACUAAUGACACUUUUUCCGUCAGCGUUUGACAAUCAAUCUUUCACAGCGAACUAAAAGCAUCACACCAAACACUGAAGACAAUCAAAUCUGUAAAAAUGAUCCACGUAUGACCAAAGGAUGGCGCUGCAGACAAUCAGCUACAUGCACAGAAGAAUCAGAUGUUGUACAGAAGCCCUUAUUGUACUUUGCAGAGUUUUAAGCUCUGCCCACUUCCCCUCAGCACAUUGAUUCUGUUGAUGCAUCUUAAAUGAAGCUUUUAUUUAUUCGCCUUUGCACUCGUUCACACAAGCCCGUUGUGUUGUUUUCAUGGUUGUCCUGUGUGGUGUUAGUACUGUAUAGCUACCAAGAGUCAACCCUUUUGUGAAGGCCUUGGAUCCCUUUAAUGAAAAUAACGUGUGUAUUAAAAUAGAUUCUACAAUCUA
Molecule: messenger RNA, 2582 nt
Organism: Nothobranchius furzeri (turquoise killifish)
Lineage: Eukaryota; Metazoa; Chordata; Actinopteri; Cyprinodontiformes; Nothobranchiidae
Gene: mmp25b
Product: matrix metallopeptidase 25b
Biological process (GO): anatomical structure development; proteolysis; collagen catabolic process
Cellular component (GO): extracellular matrix
Molecular function (GO): DNA-binding transcription factor activity, RNA polymerase II-specific; zinc ion binding; metalloendopeptidase activity
Source: RefSeq, a predicted model, not a curated record